AUAUUUUCAAAGAGUGUUAGACCAUUUAAAGAGGGAAACUAUUAUGAAAUACCAAAGAAAGAUUUUGAUAUGGCCCGGUGGUAUGUGUUGAAUAAUUGCGAAGAAGCACAACCUUUUCUUCAAGAGCAUAAAGAAGAGUUGGUGAAGCAAGCUAUUGUGAAUAUAGAAGAGAAACAUAGGGAGCAAUUUCCUUUAUGGUUCAAAAGGAAAAUUAUGCAACUAUAUAAUAAGGAAAAGUCAUUGUCUAUCAAGAAAUUAUUUCCUUUAGCAAUGGAACCCGAUUGGCGUGGAUAUACAUAUCCUGGUUGUAUUGUUAAUGGUGUUAGGUACCAUAUUCGGAGUCGCGAUGAAUUACGUAAAAGUCAAAAUAGCGGAAUAGUUGUCGAAGGCUAUCAUGAAAAUGAGGUGAUAGAUUUUUAUGGUACUAUAACUGACAUCAUUGAAUUAGAUUAUGUUGAUAAGAAUAGAGUGGUCUUAUUUAAAUGCAAGUGGUUUGAUCUUCGCAAGAAAACAGGGAUGCAAAAAGAUAAAAAUUUUACGAGUAUUAAUGUAAAUAGAUUUUGGUAUGAACAUGAUUCUUAUGUACUAGCUACUCAAGCAAAGCAGGUAUUUUACAUUAAUGAUCCGAAGUUGGGGACGGAUUGGCGAAUUGUGCAAAAAUUUCAAGAUAGACACAUAUAUGAUGUGCCAGAGAUGCAAAAUUCAGAAGUGGAAAGUAAUGAAUUGCAUACUACUAAUGAUGAAGUGUAUCAAGAUGUGUCUGUUGAAAGUAAUACGAUUGAUUAUGAUAUUGAGGAUUUGCCGAGUCAAUUACAUAGAGAUGAUGUUGAUUUGACUACCUUGGAUGCAAGUGUAAUCGGCUUGGAGGUUCAAACGGGACAUGACGUUGGUUACAAUACCGAAGAUUCUGACCAAGAGGAUGACACUAUGAUAGAGUACAUAAGUGAUCCUGAGAUAAAUGAAGGUACUAAAAGUAUUACCAAAGAUGAAGCUGAUGGCACAGAUGAUGACGACGUUGAUUUUAUGGUGUAACCUCAUAACUGUAAGGGCCACCUUUCACUGACUUCGACGAGUGCGACUCCACUUCUCCUUCCAGGUGUAAUAAAAGAACAAGAGGUAAACGAAAGCAGUGAAGGCCUUCUUUAGAGUAUUAGUUGAUGGUUAAAUUCUUGCUUCUUGGUGGGUGGUUUUAGUUCAUUUAUAUACCAGUUUUGUAAUUCCAAUCCUAUUAGAUAUUGUGAGGAGAAUUACUUGGUACAUUGAUCGCCCUUAUUCAUAGUUUCAUGUGAAAAAGGCUAUUUCGGAAUUGGGAUGAAAAAGGAUCUCUUUUGCA
Messenger RNA from Lycium ferocissimum, 1333 nucleotides. RefSeq lists its product as uncharacterized. The record is from RefSeq and is a predicted model, not a curated record. Bases 70 to 1032 code for a protein of 320 amino acids. The transcript is spliced from 4 exons. Lineage: Eukaryota; Viridiplantae; Streptophyta; Magnoliopsida; Solanales; Solanaceae.